CGCACGCAGUUCGCAGCAGUUCGAGGCUACGCGUGAACGGACCAAAGGACCAAAAUACAAAAUACAAAUAUACAAAAAUACUGACAGAGACGGGUAAACGAGGUGCGAGCGGGAGAGGGCGAGGGCAGCGCUGCGAUAAAGUGAUAAAGUUUGCCCAUGCGUUUGCCAAUUCGCGUUUUAUUCGCAUUCGCUGGUGCUGCUGCUGCUGCUUUGAUAUUGAUACGGGUGAAAGGGCAAGAGGAACUGGAACUGGUGCCCCAAAUGCAUAAGUAGUAGCUUCAAUUGUUUGCAUUCGAUUGUAACGUGCCCCCAAAAUCAACAUAAUGCGUUCGUCUACCAAAAUCGGCAACUUUUUUCAAAAGUGCAAGCUAUGUCAUAGCAUAGAAAGCAUUCGUUUAUACUUUAUUUAAGUACUGGUGUUUGAAUAAUAGUUUUCAUUUCAAAAAUUGUUGUUAUGAAAAGCGAGGGACCUCGAAAAAUGUGUUCGGUGAAAAAACUAAAAAAGUCGGCGUGUAACAAGGACACUCGCCAGGCGUUGCCACCUUGUUCAGGUGUUUUAAGAACUGCAAUUAGUUUAAGGACAUACUUAUGCUGCAAUUAAAUUCUUCACAAUAAUUGUUUCGCUCACGUUACAUAAGAGAAGGAACUAAAGAACAGUGUAUCCGCUGGGAUUGCAGUGUAUACAACUAUUGUCCUAAUGCAUUUAUAUGCAUUUCAUUGAUACCCAAAACCAUUCAGAGAUUAUACACAAGUGCUGAAGAAUUCGCGGCACAGAUUUGCUACUUUUAAUUAUCCUUUGUGUGUUAUACUAUAAAACAACGAAAUCCUUGCAAUCCGCAGCUUUUUGAAACAUGCCAGGGUAAGACAGCCAGAUGCCUGUGAUUCUGCCACCACGAUGCGAGAACAAAAGCUGGAAAUGACAGCGCAAUCGAUUCCAAAAAGUUGAGACCCAACAGACGACACAAGCAAAAGCUGUCAAUAUGACAUGUUUUACGCGCGUCGGAGUGUCCUGCAGCCUGUUCUUUUUCCUACUGGGCGCCCAGCUGCAAUUGAUACGAUGCAUUCGAAAGGAUGUACUGGCUGGCCGCCUUGAGAACGUCACGCAAACAAUAUCAAACAUACUGCAAGGAUACGAUAUUCGACUUAGGCCCAAUUUCGGAGGAGAGCCACUACAUGUCGGCAUGGAUUUGACCAUCGCCAGCUUUGAUGCCAUAUCAGAAGUUAACAUGGAUUAUACGAUAACAAUGUAUUUAAAUCAGUACUGGCGCGACGAGCGUUUGGCAUUUAAUAUCUUUGGACAAUAUUUCGACGAUGAGAAUGACGAUGGCAUCAGCGACGUGCUGACAUUAUCCGGAGACUUUGCUGAAAAGAUAUGGGUACCGGAUACGUUCUUCGCCAAUGACAAAAACAGCUUUCUGCACGAUGUCACCGAGAGGAACAAGCUGGUGCGACUUGGCGGCGAUGGAGCUGUUACCUAUGGCAUGAGAUUCACCACGACCCUCGCCUGCAUGAUGGAUCUGCACUACUAUCCAUUGGACUCGCAGAAUUGCACUGUGGAAAUUGAGAGCUAUGGAUACACGGUCAGCGACGUGGUCAUGUACUGGAAGCCAACGCCAGUGCGCGGAGUGGAGGAUGCGGAGCUGCCGCAGUUCACCAUCAUUGGGUACGAGACGAAUGACCGGAAGGAGCGGCUGGCCACUGGAGUCUAUCAACGCCUCUCGCUCUCAUUCAAACUGCAACGGAAUAUCGGAUACUUUGUAUUCCAGACCUAUUUGCCCAGCAUUCUGAUCGUAAUGCUGUCGUGGGUCUCGUUCUGGAUUAACCACGAGGCGACGAGUGCCCGGGUUGCAUUGGGCAUCACCACGGUGCUCACCAUGACCACCAUUAGCACGGGUGUUCGCAGCUCGCUGCCGCGCAUCUCGUAUGUGAAGGCGAUCGACAUUUAUCUGGUCAUGUGCUUCGUUUUCGUGUUCGCAGCCCUCCUGGAAUACGCUGCCGUUAACUAUACUUACUGGGGCAAAAGGGCUAAAAAGAAAAUAAAGAAGGUCAAAGAAUGUUGUCCAGGCAAGAUCGGAAAGAGCGAAAGAUCCGAGACGUGUUCAACGACAGAGGACAUUAUCGAGCUGCAGGACGUUCGAAUGAGUCCUAUACCAUCUUUGCGAAGAGGUACCUACAAUGCCACCCUCGACUCCAUCGGCACCGAGACCAUGAAUCUAGGAAAGUUCCCCCCAAGUUUUCGAAUAACUCGUAAUUAUGGCACCGGACACAGCCAGCUUAGACGUCGCGCCCAAAGGGGUAUCUCCACCCGCCCACGCAUGUUGCACGCCCUGAAGAGAGGUGCCUCUGCUAUUAAGGCAACCAUACCGAAGAUCAAAGAUGUCAAUAUUAUUGACAAAUACUCCCGAAUGAUAUUUCCGAUCAGUUUUCUUGCGUUCAAUCUUGGCUACUGGCUGUUUUAUAUUCUGGAAUGAUAUAUAUGUAUAACGUGAACGAGUAAUUAAUUCCCCUAGCAACAGAACCAUGAGAUCCCAAAUACGACUUUUUAUAACCUCCAUAAUAAAGAUUGACUUCGCCAUAGUAUUUGGGCGUACCUGAA
Molecule: messenger RNA, 2596 nt
Organism: Drosophila simulans
Lineage: Eukaryota; Metazoa; Arthropoda; Insecta; Diptera; Drosophilidae
Gene: Lcch3
Product: gamma-aminobutyric acid receptor subunit beta-like
Exons: 7
Coding region: 981-2471 (496 amino acids)
Biological process (GO): monoatomic ion transmembrane transport; nervous system process; regulation of membrane potential
Cellular component (GO): synapse; neuron projection; GABA-A receptor complex
Molecular function (GO): neurotransmitter receptor activity; extracellular ligand-gated monoatomic ion channel activity; GABA-A receptor activity
Source: RefSeq, a predicted model, not a curated record